Rotaria sordida is the source of this 774-nucleotide messenger RNA. The record is from the annotation of a GenBank genome assembly. Lineage: Eukaryota; Metazoa; Rotifera; Eurotatoria; Philodinida; Philodinidae.
AUGGAUCAACCAGAACGACAAUUUAGCUCGUUGAAGCAGUACGAUGAAAAAACGCAAUAUCUAUCAGCGACAGUCAAUAACGAUAAUAGUUUGUCCAUCACUCGUUUUGAACAUCUAUCGAACGAACUUAUCUAUGAAAUUUUCGAUGACAAUGAUGAUACGUACUUGAAUGCUGAGCGAUGGCAGCAAUUGAUUCAAUCUCAAAUGCCUCAAUUACGUACGUUCGACUUUCAGCAUUUAACUUCUCCAGACAUGGCAGAAUCUCAUGCUUAUCAUGCAUUGAUCAAACGAUUCAAUACAUCAUUUUGGUUCGAACGACAAUGGUACUUUGCACAUAGACAUUUUUUGUUUAUGAUGGAAUAUCCUGCUGUGAUGUUUUAUUCAACUAAACCGUACAGACGAAAUGGCUAUGAAUUAUAUGAACGUAUGGAUAACGAUAUAUGCUCAGAUCGAGAGUCUAAUUUGAAUUUAUCUCGUGAAAUCGUUAUCUGGGGUCAGCAGGCCGCUGUUAAUUGUUUCAUUAAAUUUUAUCGUGUUACCAGUCUUGUUUUCAUGGAUAGAUAUGUUGAAGAUAAUCGUUUAUUGCUUGACGAUUUCAAACGAAUUGUUCCUUUAAUACAACUUACACAAUUAGUUAUCGAAUGCUUCGAACUUCGUCAUAACCAGCUUGUCGAAAUUUUACACCAUGUGCCAAAUGUUCAGACGUUGAUACUAUCCACAGUGCCAUUACUGCAAAAAUCGGAUACAUCUACAGAACAAGAUGAAACUGCUUAA